AUGGCAGGAACAUCCUCCAAAAUUCCGGUUGAGAUCAUAAGCGAUGAUGAGAUGGCUUUCAUUGAUGCUGCGUUAACUCCUGCAGCAUGUUCUUCAGCCACUCCUUCUGCUGUCACUCCUGCUAUACAUUCACCAGCAUCAGCACUCCGGAUUCACAGAAAUAGCACAUCUAUUCAAUCAGUUACAGUUGAAGCCAAAAAAGGGCCAUUCGCGUGUUCCGAAUCCGAUAUUGAAGAUAUUGGCAGUUUUGUAAGUACUAGUAGGAAGAAGUCUAGAGAAGAUGACACGUUACUGCAUCGGUUUAGGAGCAAGAGGGGACUGUUUGUCACUGAUAUCACCAGGACAGAAUGGUGCGAAAAGCAAAUGGAAUUUUCUCUCUUUUCUGAAGAAUGGAAGAACUAUGAAGCCAAACCAGAUUUGGCCUCUGUUUAUGGAGGAGGAAGUAGGAAGAGUAAAGCAAUGAGAGCUGGUAUAGAUCGACACGUUCAGCUUGAACAAGAAGUUCUAGAAUCUGUGGAAGUAAAUGUGAAGUCAUGCGAAGAUAUUAUGGCACUGAAGCUUGUUAAUUUCAUCAAUGGUGUGAAUCAACUGUUGUUCGAAGGACUCACUCGUGAGCUUCCUAUAAUAAGCUUUGAUUUUGCACAAGGUAUAUGGAUUGUUGGAAAGAUCGAUGAAAUUCGAAUGUCUAAUGCAAAAAAUGAUCAUAAUCCGGUAAUAGUCGAAAUAAAGACCCGUCACCGAGAUACAGUUCCUUCAGAAUCACAAAAAAGAAAUGGAAGGAUUCAACUAAUGUGUUACAAGUAUUUGUGGGACAAUUUAGUUGCUCAUGCAGAUCAUGAUUUCCCUUCUAAACAACUAUUCGAUUAUUUCGAGUUAAAUCCUCGACGUUUCUUAUGCAAAGAUCUACAAACAGCGUGCAUUGAAUCUGAAAUCUCAGCAUCAAGACUUUCUGAUUUGGUGUCGUGUUACCAAAAUAUGUGUAACAUGUUGUCCCCGGCUAACGAUAAGCUUGUGUUGAGAUAUGAAUCUCAGAGGGAUCAGUCAGUAUUGGAAGAAGAAGAAUUUAUGUAUGAUGAUGGUUGGAUAAAGAAUGAAAUUAGAAGUUGUGUUGAGUUUUGGACAGGACAAAGAGAAGCUAGUUAUGUUGAUGAGGAAGAGGAAUGGAAAUGUGGUUUCUGUGAGUUUGUUUCUCAGUGUCCUGCUUAUACUGAUGAUUCUGAGAGCACAGAAGCCAUUUCAGAGGAUGAUAACAUUUAA
Molecule: messenger RNA, 1257 nt
Organism: Lathyrus sativus (Indian pea)
Lineage: Eukaryota; Viridiplantae; Streptophyta; Magnoliopsida; Fabales; Fabaceae
Source: the annotation of a GenBank genome assembly